This is a messenger RNA of Thecamonas trahens ATCC 50062, 21807 nucleotides long. RefSeq lists its product as uncharacterized. Gene Ontology annotation, biological process: proteolysis. Bases 1 to 21807 code for a protein of 7268 amino acids. The record is from RefSeq and is a predicted model, not a curated record. Gene Ontology annotation, molecular function: protein binding; calcium-dependent cysteine-type endopeptidase activity; RNA binding. The transcript has 5 exons. NCBI's taxonomy places the organism in Eukaryota, Apusomonadida, Apusomonadidae.
AUGUCGGGACGUGAGCACUUUGCAGGGGAGGAGGACGGACAGAAGAAGACUGAGGAGGAGCUGCAGCAGGAGGAGGAGAUGGAGCUGGAGCGACGGGUGGAGUACGUCGACGAGUACUGGGCGGAGAUGGAGGUUGUGGAUCGUGAGCUGUACCCAGAGUUGCGGGAAAAGUCUGGCCGCCAGUUUCUGGACGCCCUCCUCGAGUCUGCUAUCCAUGAGGACAUCGAGGGCAUCGACGCUCUCACUCGGGAUGCUGACACCAUCAAGGCCACGUAUCCUGUGCGGAUGAAGGAUGCCAACGGAUUCCAUAUGGAGCAGCCACGUGAGCUCAACUUGCUCCAGAUGGCGGCCACCAUCGGCCUGCCUCGGGUCCUUGUCGAGUUCUUUGUCUUUCUUAACGGCACUACCAUGGUCGACCGCGAUGGCAACACCCUCCUGCACUACAUUGCCUCGCAAGGCCAUGUGGCGUGUCUGCUUGCCCUUCUCGACGAGGAAGACGACAUCAAGGACAUCUCGGUUGAGGAUCUUGUUGUCAUGAACAAGCGCAACGCCGAGGGCAAGACGCCGCUGCAUCUUGCGCUCGAGUACUCGGACGUGCUCACUCGCGUCAUCUACGACGAUCCCGAGGGGUUUGCUGCCGAGGAGCAGGCGGUGGCCCAGGCCCACGUCGAGGCACGCCUCCAGGUUGCAGAGUUUCUCCUCAAGACCCUGUACAACACGCCAUCGCCGCUCAACCCCACCGCGUUUGAGGAUCCGGCCAACUUGCACUGCAAGGAUGACGUCGGCACCACCGCAUUCCACAACCUUGCUCGCCUCGGCUCGCUCCCUCUUGCUCGCUCUCUCAUUACUCACUUUUCCAAGAACCAGAGCGAGCUGGCGGUGACCGACUCGCUCGGCGCCACCGUCCUUCACGUCGCCACCAAAGACCGCCGCGAAGAGUUUGUCCUCGACUUGCUCGCCGUCCUCGAGCCGGCGGGCGGCAAGCGAAAGAACCACGCGCUCUCCCCUUUUGCCCGCGACAACUUUGGCAAGUCGCCGUUCUACUACGUCGCCUUUCACGACAUGACGUCUGCGCUCACUACCAUGAUCCGGUUCAUUCCCUCGGACGACGAAGAGCUGCUCCACACUGACCGCCUCGGCCGGACACCGCUUCUCCUCGCCGCCGACCGGGGGAGCGUCAACGCCAUGGCCGAGCUUGUCAAGCGCCCUUCUGCCACCGCCGUCGACGCUUUUGGCCUCACGCUUGCCCACUACACGGCGGCGCGGCUCUCGGCCACCCCUGUUCUCGACGACGUCUUUGGCUACCGCCAGGUCCCGCUCUUUGAGCCGACUAUGACCGACAUUGCGUCCAACAGUCCGCUGCACUAUGCAGUGCGCUAUGCUCAAGGUGACGCCGUCCUCCGCAUGCUUCGUGAGCCCGGCAUGACCGCCACGCCGAACGCGCUCGGCGACACCCCGCUCCACAUUGCGCUCCGGGUGAAGAACCUUGCCGCUGCUACCGUUCUCCUCGACCACGACACGCCCGAGUACCCGCACGUCUUUCCCGAGCCCGAGCCCGAGGCCCUCCGCGCCAUUCUCGCCUCUACAGACUCGGGUCUUGGAGCGGACGUCCUUGAGACCGAGGGCCGAUCGGGGGCCAAGUCGGUCGCCCGCGACUUUGCCACCGCCAUCAGCAUGGCGGGCCUUGGCGGCCGCACUCCGCUGCACGAGCUCCUCCGCGCGCCGUCGCCGACCGAACUUGCCGCCGGCAACGUCCUUGUCCAUCCCGAGUACAUUGCCGCCGCUGCCGCCGAGGCAAAGGACGCGCUCGCUUCGGGUCUUGUCGACCUCGAAGACGUCAUUGCCCACGACGAAGGCCACGACGUCGCUCUUCUCAACUCGGGCAAGCUCGUCGGGUUCCAGUUUGACGACGCCUCGCCGUUUCCUUAUCCACGAGCUGCGGGCGAGGUCAACGACGCCAUCGACUCCUUCCAUGACAUGCUUGCGGCCUUUUACGCUGAGCCCGGCUCAGCAGACGACCCCUACAAUGGCGAACGCGAACCCGAGGUCGCUGACCAGCUUGAUCUCGCUGCUGUGGUGGAGAGCUUGCUGCUCAAGCAUGCGCCGGUUGGCGCCCGCGACGCCGCAGGCCGCACCUGCCUCCACGACGCCGCUGCCUCACCGGUCGUCUCGCACAUUGUCUACCGCCAGCUCUUCCUGGGCUCGGACGAGAGGUUGGCUAAUGCAAAGUACGUCGUCGCCACCGACACGAGCGGGAACACGCCAAUUCACGAGGCUGCCGGUGCCGGCAACGGUGCCGCACUUCUCAUCUUUGCAUCGAGCUUCGCCUCGUGGGUCUCUCGCAAGCACACCCGGCCCUCGCUGCUCGACACCAAUGCCUCGGUUGGUGGCGGCUCGACCGGCCGCUCCGCCGCUGACGCUGCGAGUCAGGACGACUUUAUCGAGCUCACCGAUGAAGAGUUGGAGGUUCAGGACUUUUUCAGCAACCUUCUCGGUGACGAUGCUGUUGUCCUCGAAGACUUGGCUGUAGCUGGUCGCCAUGCGCUCGGUCGACUCGUCGCUGCCUUCCGGGAGCCGAACGCCGACGGCCGCACCCCGCUCAUGCUCGCCGCCGCCGCCGGGCACGACGCCGUCGCCAUCAUGCUCCUCAAGGUUGCCGGAAUCGAGGAACUGUUCUUUGCCGAUACUGAUGGCUGCACAGCUUUUCUCCUUGCCUGUCGCGAGGGCGCCACCGGCCUCAUCUCCACCAUGUUUGAAGAGAUAGAGAGCUACGAGCCGCUGCUCGCUGCGAGGACCAAAGCGGGUGAGUCUGGCAUGGUCCUCGCUGCCAAGCACGGCCGCCUCGAGCUGCUGCAGGACGUCCUCAUCCCAGGCCUCCAAGAUUCGCCGCGGCUGCGCCACGCUGCCUGCACCCUCGACACCAUGGGCUGGUCCGUCCUCCACUACCUUGCGGCUGUUCCUGCGGUUGAGCCCGUCAUUUAUCUCGACGAGCGCAAAUCGCUCGCGCCAGUGGUUGGCGACGCCAGUGGCGCGGCCUCGGUCAUUACCUCUCUCCUUGGCGCACUUUACGAUUACCACGACCCGACGACCGACACGCUCAACUUUGGGUUCAUCUUGAGUGCCGGAACAAGCACAGCCAAGCUUGCAACACCGCUGCACAUUGCGACUCGAUUUGCUAACCCGCAUGCUGCAGACGCCCUGUGGCAGUUUAUGGCGUCGACAUCGCUGCCAGAGCCGCUCGACAACUUUGACCUUGCCUCGGUUGCGCUCCUCUGCGACGCGUAUGGCUUCAACGUCGUCCACUACGCCGUCAUCCACGACAUGGACAACCUUGUGGGCGACAUGAUGCAGACCUCCAUUGCCGAGGCUGCUUUCGAAGCUCGCGCCGUUGUUCCUCCCCCGACUCCCCGCGGGCGCGAGUUGAGCCAAGGCAAGACGCCUUGGCCGCCGUCCAAGUCUGACCUUGUCGCCGCCAUCGAGGGCAUCCGUCGCUCGGCCGCCACUGCCGCGCAUCUGCCACAUGUCCCGCUCACCGGGCCGGGCUCGCUCGUCGCUGACGAGGGCACUACAGACUUUGUCGCCCCACACUUUGACCGCUCGCUCGAGUGGGUGCGACUCGCUGCAGACGUCGAGACCAGGGUUGACGCCCUUCCGCAAACGCCUCGCGACGACGAUCCGCUGCUGGACAUUGGCCUCCAGUUCCUCAUUUCGCUCGAGGACAAACCGCUCACCGACGCUCAGCGCCGGCAAGUCCUUUACAACGUUUAUGAAGCUCCGGUGAUCGACAUGAAGUAUGCCUCCGAGAAUGACGUUGGGCUCACGCCGCUGCAAAUUGCGGCACUCUACGGCUCAUCGCUCGCUGGCAUUGCGCUGCUCGAAGCCUAUCGAGCCAUGGCCGACGAGGUGCCAUUCAAUCCGCUUGACGUCCGCACCGGCUCUAAGAUGUCUGCCACGGAACCGUAUGCUGGCUAUCUGGCGUGUCAUCUUGCCGCGCUCCGACCCGAGUCGGCGGAGCUUCUUGAGGAGCUGCUGAACGACAUGGACGACCGCAACGUGAAGACUCACGACGGAUGCAACGCGCUUAUGGUGGCGCUCAAGGCGUCCAACUUGGCUGCGGUGCGCGUGGCCCUUACGUUUGCUCGUGCCGACAUCUCGGCUGACGCAGGUAGCCUUGCCAAGCGCGCCCGAAAGCAUGCGCGCGAUGCCUCCCGGCGCGGGCGUGGAACGAACAAGGCCGUCACGGAGGACUCACGACCGCUGUUGCUCAACACGGUCUCCGAAAGCAAUGCCAAUAUCCUGCACUACCUCGCGGCAUUUGACGCUCCUCCCAAGACCAAGGCAGCUGCUGUGAGCCUGGUCAAGGAGGCUAUUGCUGAGGCCGAGGCCGAGGCCGAGGGCGUUGACACUCCUCAGCCGGUCUUCGUGUCAGCUUUUUCGCUUGGGCCAUCGCGGCUGCUUGAGGAGCUGCUUGUCACCGCAGACACGACAUCGGGCGGCACGCCGCUUCACAUUGCCACCAAGAUGGGAAACGCUCACUUUGUCGACGCUUUUGUGGACGUUGUCCUCUCCGCGCCACCUUCGCCGCUCGGAUCUCUGUUCGCACAACGCGACGCCAAUGCGAUGACGCCGGUGGCGUAUGCCGUCGUCAACACUAUGAAGCCGCUUCUCGACCGGCUCUCCAAGGACAAGGGAAAACGGCUCAGCUCCGAGGUGCUCGCUGCCCGCGCCGGCGGCAAGGCCUCGCUCCUUCUUCUCGCGGCGGCGCGGGUGUACUACGAAGCCGAGCUCGACGCUGCGGUCGAAGCAUCUCUCGCUGACAACCCCGCUCUCGAGAGGUUGGUUACCGGCGUGCCCCUCGCAGGCGCGCCAGAGGCUGGGCACAACAGCGACGACGACCGCUGUUCCGACUACGGUGACGACGACGAGUCGGGCUUUGGUGGUGGCCAAGAGGGCGGCCCGGUGGGCCAUAUUGACGACGUCACCUCGCCGAUCGAGGCUGCGCUCUCCGUCCUUGAUCUCAUCACCUCGGCCAUCCAGGCAGCCGAGCAGCCACUGCUCCUUGUACAGGAUAUUUGCAACCGCGCGUCGCUUGUCAACGCGACUCUUGUUGGUCAAGCGGCGUGUGCGCGUGCUGCGGUCAUCGGCGCCGACGCGGUCGCCUUUGUGGCGGACCUUGACGCGCGGCUGGAGCUCGAGUCCCAUCUUCGGAGCGGGACCGCGCUGCAUCUCCUCGCUGCCACUCUUCCAGCCGCAAGCACGACUGCGCGCGUGCUCGGUGGACUUCUUGCCGAGUUUCCGGCGACUCUCGACGUUUCUGGUCCACUGCAGUGGCUUGCAGCGCGCGAUCCUAGCCGCGGCGAGGCCACGCCGCUGAUGGUGGCGGUAGAGGCCGGAAACCUGCCUGUGGCGGAAGCGCUCAUCAAGCUCUUUGUUGACUACUCUGCGCUCAAUGUAGCGGCGCAUCUCGCGCUCACCAACUCGGCCGGCGAGAACGUCGUUCACCUCGCGGCCCGCUUUGGGCGGUCGUCGGUGGUCAAGGCCAUUCUUGACUCGAACGCCGACGGCGCACUUCUCAACGCCCGCGGCGGCCCGCACGGGGCCACACCUUUCCUCGAGGCUGCCUCCUCGUCGAGUGUCACCCUCGUGCGCAUGCUCGAGGAGCUCCCCGAGAUCGACGUUUCGGUGCGUGACGCUCGCGGCGCCUCGGCUGUUCACUAUGCUGUCUCGUCGCCGCGGGCGGUCGACAUGCUUGCCUUUCUCCUCAGCCUACCGCAGCUCGCGGAUGGUACAGCCACUGUGGACCGGAUCGAGGUCUCGCUAGAUGAUGCCGAUGCGCCGCACUUUGAGUACACAUGCCCGUGGCUCAAGGGCACGCCCGCUGGUGUUGAUCCCGAGCUGGUGGAUCUUCUCUCCUCGGGCCACAACAACGAGCUCAACACCGGGGCCGGGACUUCGGAUUCCCGUAGCGGCAAUCUCGCGUCGACGAAGAAGAAUCCUGACGCAGCCCAGUCCCGCACCGGCUUUCUCUUUUCGGUCUCGGAGCGGCGGUAUGAUGGCAAGACGCCGCUGUUCCUCGCGCUCGAGGCCGGUAAUGCCACGCUCGCUGCGGCACUUAUGGAGCAGCCGUCGUUUGUGGCGGCGACGCGUGACGCCCGCGACGAGACGCUGUACCAUGCUGCUGUUCGCGGGCGGCUUCCUCAGUUCAUCUCGCUCGCUCUCACCGAAGGCCGUGCCAAGCUCGAUAACUUUCUGGCGCGGGCAUCGGCCGAGCCCAACAUUGAUGGCGAGACACCGCUCCUUCUUGCUGUCAAGAGCUGCCUUUGGCCAGCUAUUGCCCAGCUCCGCGAGACGUACGAGCUUGAGCUGCCGCUGAACGCCACUUCGCCCAUCGCAGCUGCGCUUGAGCAGCACAAUUAUCCGCUGGCGAUGCACCUGUUUUCAGCAUCGGCACCCAAGUCGCAGAGCUGUGACGUCGCCGAGCUGGUGAUCCAGCCAUUGCUUUUUGCCGCGCACGCCGCCACGGACUCGUUUGCGUCUGCUGACGGCUGGCAGAGCGGCGCCAAGCCGACGAGUGCCUCGCAGCCGCGUUUUGCCGGUGAUGAAGGCGAGAAGAACCUCAACUCGGGCCUGGCAACGCUCUCGCCGUUUGACGAUCGUCCCGAGAGUGGCUUGCUGCACGAAAGACUCGCGCUCGGCUAUGUGUACCAGGUUCUCGGACUUGAGCUCACCCGGGUGUCGCUCGUCAUGGACCACGGCGCGUUCGCAAAGGCGCUCGAGGCGUGUGCCGCCGGCAAGCUUGCUGGUGCGGCGCACGCACUGCUGGCCUUUCAGCGGCUCAUUCCGUCGGCGCGGGUUCUGGCAGAGGCAGCAUCAGGCACCGGUACGGCGACUGCGUUUGGUGGUGCGCGCGGUGGCAUUGGCGGCGCACUCGGGGGCUCGAGCCCGACCCUGGACUCGAUGUUUGCGCCCCGUCAGGCGACACUCUUGCUUGCGUCGUUUGUGCGGUACGGCGUGACAGCUGUUGUCCGGACCAUUCUCAAGUACGGCCUCGUGGCGUCUCCGUUGGACCACCCUGACAACUUUAACCGCAGUGUGCUGCACAUUGCGUGUGCCGCCGGAGCCCACGACGUGGCUGAACUCAUCCUCCGUUUCGCGUCGGAGAGCCAGGUCAACGAUCCAGGCUUCAAGGAAAUGACACCACUGCAUCUUGCGGCACGGGCAGGUCUUGGAACCGUUGCUAAUCUGCUUGUGCUCUCUUCGGGCGCCAACGCUGCCGCCGAGUCCAACAACUCACAGACUCCGCUGCAUCUGGCCAUUCUUUCACGUCGCGAGGACAUUGCACUGCUACUGGUGGCGGCAGCACCCGAGUCGGUGGUCAUCGCAACCCCGGAGGGCUACCAUGCCGGACAUUUGGCGGCACGCAAGGGCCUCGGCCCGGUUGCCUCGACCCUCUUUGCUUCGCAGCACAUUCGGCUCGACGCGACUUCUGGCGAUGGUGACGCCAACUCGGAGCUCUCUCUUCUUGCUGCUGUUGCGCAUGGUGGCUCACCGUUUGUUCUUGCUGAGCUCCUGCGCGAGCGGAGUAACCGGAUGAACAACGAAGUGGGCAAGGUCGACCGACGCGAGAGGCGUUUGUACAAGGACCAGUCACAGACCAAGAGAACGCUGCUGAAUAUGUUUUCGGUCACUGCUGUCAACGACGCGCUCAGCACGGCAUUCGACGCACGCUCGGACGUCGUCAUCCGCAAGAUGCUCGCUCGGACGGCGUCAAUGCUGGUGGAGCCCGAGUUUGAGCUGGACAACUCGAGCGAGGAAGUAGUCAUGACCUCGGCCUUUGACGUUGCACCGCUGCUUCGGCGGGUGGUGACAUCGCCCAAGUGCAGCACCGAACGCGAACCACUUGUGCUCGAGCUCUUUCAUACGCUCUCGCCAGUGACACCGCUCAACGACAUUGCAACAGCUUCUGGAGUUGUCUGCAGGUUGCCUCUCCUUGUCAAUGACCUGAUUUGCAGCGCUCCGGGAGCCGCCGUCUUGUCAGACCUGAUGCGGAUGGCGACGCAGUAUGGAACGGCACCCGAGACCGUGUUUGCCGCGCUCCAAGUGGGCUCGCGGUUGGAGUGGGACGUGCGGAUGGGGCUCCAGGUCGUGUUUGACGACUGCCCAGGCCUUUCGCUGAUGAUCAUUGCCACGCUGGGAGUGGACGAGGCUGUCAAGGACGAGGCCGUCAAGGAGGCGUGUCUCUCCUGCAAUCCGUGGGACUACGCGUUUCUCACGUUUGCGUUGGACCAGCGACAGCCGCAGCUUGCGUACGCUGCGCUGGAGGCGUACUGGCGGAGUGGCGCAUCACGUGAGCUGCCAGCCGAGUUUCACACCUCGCACGGUUGGUACUGGUCACCUAUGGCCAAGGCCAUUGUCUCGCGCCACCUGGGCCUGCUCCGCAUUCUGGGCGACUCCGUUGAUGGGAAGAUUUUUUCGGACCAAUCGAUCUCGCCGCUGGCAUCUGCGGUCGAGAAGGGUGACACUGCGGGUGCACUCGUCCUGCUCUCGUGCAUCCGCGAGGCGACUUCGGCCGACGCCGAGCAGGUGUUCCUCACCUCAGGCUUGGAGGACUCGUCGACUCUGGAAAAGGCUGUCUCGCUCAAGAUGGUUUCGGUAGUGAGGAGCAUGAUCUCGGUCUGGCCCGACUUCCUGGCGAGCCAGCAGGGUUCGGCAGCGCGGUCGGUAGUGGUCGAGGCCCGCGGCGAAGUCGCGGUUGUCCUGCUCUCCGCACUCCAGCUAGGUGCGCGCUCUACGCCGCACUCGCUGCGUUACGAACCCGCCGUCUUGUCAGACCUGAUGCGGAUGGCGACGCAGUAUGGAACGGCACCCGAGACCGUGUUUGCCGCGCUCCAAGUGGGCUCGCGGUUGGAGUGGGACGUGCGGAUGGGGCUCCAGGUCGUGUUUGACGACUGCCCAGGCCUUUCGCUGAUGAUCAUUGCCACGCUGGGAGUGGACGAGGCUGUCAAGGACGAGGCCGUCAAGGAGGCGUGUCUCUCCUGCAAUCCGUGGGACUACGCGUUUCUCACGUUUGCGUUGGACCAGCGACAGCCGCAGCUUGCGUACGCUGCGCUGGAGGCGUACUGGCGGAGUGGCGCAUCACGUGAGCUGCCAGCCGAGUUUCACACCUCGCACGGUUGGUACUGGUCACCUAUGGCCAAGGCCAUUGUCUCGCGCCACCUGGGCCUGCUCCGCAUUCUGGGCGACUCCGUUGAUGGGAAGAUUUUUUCGGACCAAUCGAUCUCGCCGCUGGCAUCUGCGGUCGAGAAGGGUGACACUGCGGGUGCACUCGUCCUGCUCUCGUGCAUCCGCGAGGCGACUUCGGCCGACGCCGAGCAGGUGUUCCUCACCUCUGGCUUGGAGGACUCGUCGACUCUGGAAAAGGCUGUCUCGCUCAAGAUGGUUUCGGUAGUGAGGAGCAUGAUCUCGGUCUGGCCCGACUUCCUGGCGAGCCAACAGGGUUCGGCAGCGCGGUCGGUAGUGGUCGAGGCCCGCGGCGAAGUCGCGGUUGUCCUGCUCUCCGCACUCAAGCUAGGUGCGCGCUCUACGCCAAUGGAGAGUAGCCAGCCUGAGGUCUCUCUCCGCGACUCGGACGUGGAGACUAAGGUCAUGAUCGAGCCGUUUGCGUACAUGUGUGCAAGCCAGUGUAUGCCUGGUGUCCGCUUCUUGCUCACAGAUCCAAUUCCGGGCAUGAACAAGACGUCGGGUAACGUGAGCCCGACGGCGUACACGCCUCUCCACUACGCGGCGGCGUCGGGCAAUGUCGACCUGCUGUGUCGGCUGCUCGCCAUUCUCGCGCCGUAUGGUGAGCUGCUUAGGGCCGCUCUUGUCGAGAACGAGAACCCGGUCAAGGCGACGCCGCUUGUGGCGGCGCUGAUGAAGGGCAAGGCCGGGACAGCCAUGGUGCUCAUCAAAGGCAUGGCGGCGAUGCUUCCGCCUGAUGAGCUCGUCGCUGCGCUGACGAUGCUCUCGGACCAGGACGGCUCGGCCAUGCACUUUGCUGCUCGCGCCGGCCUCACCGAAGUCGUCCGCACCCUCAUCCGCCUUGGCGUACCGGCAUCGGGCAAGCUGGACGCAUCGGACCUCCCCUCGCCGCUCCUCCGCUCAGUCAUGCAGCUGUCGUCGACGGCGUCGGCCUCCGAGCAUGUCGAGACUGCGCGCUACCUGCUGGCGUCUGGUGCCGAUGUGGGUGGCAAGGGGGCGAGUGGAAAGACUGCGCUGCACUACGCGGCUGAGGUGGGCUCGCUUGAGCUUGUUCUUGCUCUUUUCAAGAACUCGUUGGUGGGCGACAGGCUGGGACGGAGUGCGUUGCACUAUGCCGCCAUGGGAGGACAAGUCGCUGUGGCGCUUGCCAUUCUCUCAGCUUCGGUCUCGCCGUCAUCGCUUGUUCGCACCGACAGCUUUGGCGCGGCUGCUAUCCACUAUGCUGCCGUCUCGUCCCACCCGCGCAGCUACCUGGUGUGCCGGGCUCUUCAGGCCUUCCAGCAUGACGCUGAGCUUGCUCCGGUGACGGCGUCGCACGUCGACCCUGGUGUGGUCUCGUUGGUUGACCACGUCGACGCGAUGCUCUCGCUCCGUGGCGGCAGCGAGCUCUCGACCGCCAUGUGGCUGCGGCUGGUCAAGACGCCACUCUGUCUUGCGGCGCUGCUGGGCAACACGGCAUCUGCGCUGGCGCUUCUCCGCGCUGGCGAGUCGCCAGCCCCCACAGAAGCGCAGGGCGGUCAUAGUCUCGCAUCCGUCCUUGUCGCGUCUGCUGUGCUAGGCGCCACGACCAUCGGGCGAGCUGUUCUUCGACUGGCGGCCUCCGAGGAGUGGCUUGAUGUCUCUGUCACGUCGCUGCUUCAGACAAAGACGCCAGCCCAGCGGGAAGAUGGCAGCCAGGGCGAGACGGGUGGAGCAGGCACCUCCGGUCCCAAGUGGGGUGGCGACGAUCCAACAGGCAAGGUCCCGCUCGCUGUUGCUGCCAGAGGUGGCAAGUGGGAGUUUGUGCUCGGCCUCAUUGCCGCCAACACCGAGCUGCCACGGGCGCAGCGGUCGACGCUCGAGGAGCUCUCGUCGGAGGUCACGCUCUCUGUAGCCAAGACGAACCAGGUGGACGUGGCCCGUGCGCUGAUUGCCAACUACGAUCUCCAAUGGGGUGUGCCUGGCGAUGGCGGUUCAGACCUCGCGGGCAAGGCACCUCUGUUUGUGGCAUGUGCCAAUGGCUCGUGGGAGCUUGCACUCAUGCUGCUCGGUAUUGUGUCAACGUCGGAAGACAAACGGCUAGCGGUGAACAACGUGGUGGACCACGCCGGGCCGAUCCACUGGGCAGCAGAAGCGGGCCAGAUGGCUCUUAUCAAGGCACUUGUCGCUUCGCGAGCCAAUGUCAACCUGCUCGACGAGAAGAAGCGGUCGCCGCUGUACAUUGCCUGUCAGCAGCGCCACCUCGACGUGGUCGAGUACUUGCUCCUCAACACGCCAGCGGAAAUCAUGCGGCACAACUCGCCGGGUGCCAAGCUUCCGCUUCACGCGGCAUGCUCGGCCGAGGCGAUUGACGAGGUAAGGCUCUCCAACCCGGUCUCAAUUCCGGUGGUCAAGGCCAUUCUCUCGCACGCGCAGAUCAAGCAAGUGCUCGAGGUUGAGUCGCGGCCGGGCUCAGGUGCACUCGCUGGAGCCGGGCGUGGCGAGGCAAACGCAAGCCAAGACAACUCACUGCUGCUCGCGAUUACGGGCAGCAACCCGUCACUCGCGCUUCUCAUCAUCGACUUUUACAAGAAGCACGCAGUCUCGCUCACCAACUUGCUCAAGACCAUGGUCCACACGCUCGCGUCGCGGCAGGUGUGCACGGCUGUGGGGCGGUCGGGAGAGCUGGAGCAGACCUUGUUCUACUACAACGGCUAUCCGGUGUGUGCCGUGUGUAUGAGCACGUGUCGUUUGGGCGAUGCCUGGGCAGCUGAUCGUGUAGACACGUUCUCCUGCUGGUGCUUUACGUCUUCGUCGUGCAAGGUUCGCGAGGCGCUGCCGCGCAAGCUCUUCACCUCUGUGGUCACCAUUCUCAUUGGCAAGGACGCAACGAUCGAGCUUGAGGACGUGGGCGACGAUACCACGUUCCUCAUGUACUGCUGCAAGGAGGGGCUUGAAGAGCUCGCGCUCCUACUGCUGAGCAAGGACGUGGAGGUUGCGGCCACCAACGGCAACAACUCGACGGCGCUGCACUUUGCUGCCGAAUUUGGCUUGCUCUCUGUGGUGGAGCAGCUGGUGUCUGGCCACCGUGAGCUUGCGGUCGACGCUGUCGACAACGACGGGUUCACGCCGCUGCACCUCGCUUGUCGGUCUGGUCACGACGCGGUGGCCAAGUUCCUUCUCGAUGCCAUGCGCGACAAGACAGCCGAGGAGCUGUGCAAGACAACGCGUGACCAAAAGACGCCGAUGCAUUUGCUUGCUCCCAAGAUCACCCGGAUGCCCGAGACAUUCAAGACGCUCAUCAACCGCGCUUCGCUGGCAAUGACCAUGCUUGACGCCGAGUCGCGGACGCCGCUGAUGAUCGCGCACGAGGUGGACGGUGUCGACCUCAAGACGCUCGUCUCGCUCGUCGCCCUCACGGGCGAUAAGCUGCUCCACGCUCCGCCAAUUAAUCUGGACGUCGAGCAGGCCCAGUCUUCAGGCCGGCCCAAGUACUCGGCGUCGGUCCUCCACAUGGCAGCGCUCAAGGGUGAGCUCGGGCUAGUGCAGGCCAUUCUGGAAGAGCUGGGGAAGCGGACCAAGUCGCAGCUGCGGCUCCACACCGAGCUUGCUUCGUUUGGCAUCACAGCGCCGGAGAAUGCGGCAGCCUACCCCUACGCUGGCCUCGGCACCAAGCUCACGCCGCUGCACCUUGCAGUGAUGAAGAGCAGCGCCAAGAGCGAGGCCGACCGGAUCGAGAUUGUGGAGCUCCUGCUGGCGGCCGAUCCGCAGCUGCUUGAGACACCAGAUGGCGCAGGGCGGACGCCGCUCCACCUGGCGGCCGAGGCCGGUUUUGUCAAGGGCGCGGCGGUGCUGGUUGAGUAUGCCAAGCCACGUAAUAAGGACAUUCUGAAUGUCCGCGACGGGUCGGCAGCAAAGCGGACGCCGCUGCGUGUGGCAGUCAAGAUGACGACGCCGUCCGCUGAGGCUGCCAGUGGCAAGGAUGCCGUGCCGGUCAAAUCGGCACAGCUUGAGAUGAUCAAGUACCUUGUGGGCGAGGGUGCGCUUCUUGCACCGGAUGACGGGAACACAGGGCGGACCGAGCCGAUUCUGCAUGAGCUCAUCAAGCUCCCAGACGCAGCCAUUCUCGAUGUGGUCGAGAAGCUCAUCGAACAGGUGGGAGCCGCCGCUGGCGACGACGACGAUGGCAGCGGCAGUGGCGGGGGGCCAGUUGCACAAGAGUUUGUUGGAAACGCUGUUGACAACCGCGACGAGUACGGGUUCGCCGACGGCGAAAGUGUCUCCGGUGACGGAUCCGAGGGUGGCGUCGACCGCAACUCUCCGCGGGGAGCGACAUCGCGCGGUGGGCGGAUGCAAGAGCUGGCGAACGAGGUCGACGGUGACGGCAACACGCCGCUGCAUGUGGCAUGCAACAACGUGGCACUGCCCGACAUGGCACUGCUGCUCAUGGAGCACUUGCCGGGACUCGAUGUCAAUGCACAGAACCAUCUUGGCGAGACACCGCUAAUGCGGCUGGUGAUGGCGUCAGACGGAGCCAAGUCCAACCUCGACGAAGUCAUCACUGAACUCAUCGCAGCAGGCGCGGACACGUCGCUUGUGCGGCGGUCGGACGGCGGCACAGUCCUCCAUGCCUUGCUGGAGAAGGAGACGUCUACGGCGGUCGGGUAUGUAGAGACCAUCAUCGAUGCGCUCAACGAGUUUGAGGGCACCGAUGUGCUCAAGGCGACCGUGGUUACGAAGAACCGCUCCUCGCGCAGCCCGCUUCACGUCCUGCUUCUCAACAAGAAGCUCGACCGGUCGCACCGAGUUUUGGUCCGCAAGCUCAUUGAGGCUGGAGCAGACGUGACCGACACGUGCGACGGUGGGCGCAAUGCGCUCAUGCUUGCGCUCAACGCAAGCAAGGACGUGUUUGCACGUGAGGUGCUUGACGCGCAUGGUGACCAGAUGCCGGGCUCGCACAACGACCGGCAAGUGGCGCUGCAACACUAUGGGCCGAUGCUGGAAGCGACCGACGACCACGGGGCUACUAUCCUGCACUAUGCGCUGCGGAACAAGCAUGUGGCUCUGGCGCGACAGUUCCUGCCGGACCCCGCGGCGUCGUACGGUGGCGAUGAUGCACUGUUCGAGUCGCAGGAGUUUGGGGGCGGGACUUAUCGCAAGCACCGGAUGUCGCGCAACGAUUCGACCGCGUCGGGCAUCGGUCCCUACGAUGCAUACGACGAGUAUGACGAUGAUGGCGAGCGGCUGAGUGCACGUAGCGGGCGCGGUGGGUAUGGUGGCGGACACGAUGACGAGAUGUCGAUGCGGUCCGGGAUGGGUCAUGGCGAGGCUGCGCCGCUGGAGAACGAGUACAACUUGCCUGCCGAGUCGCGCGAGCGCAUACUCCUUGAUGCACGCGAUUCUGAAAAUAGCAACAUGACUGCGCUGCAUCUUGCGUGCAAGGAGGGAGCGUGCAAGCAAGUGGCGCUGGAUAUUGUGGCGACGGGGCGGGCCGACGUCAAUCUCGCUGACUACAACAGCAAGGUCGCUCUCCACUACGCGAGUGAGACCGGUGCCAAGGACCUUGUCAAGGCGCUGCUGCUCCGCGGACUCGCCAACCCAACACUCCGUGAUGGUUCAGGGCAGACCCCGCUCCACUCCGCCAUCCAGCACGGUCACGACGACGUGGCCAAGACGCUCCUUGCAGAGUUUUCGGCGACAAUGUCGCAAAUCAUUCCACGCGAGCGAGCGCGCGAGGCAGCCGAGCAGGCAAAGGCUGCUGCGGCUCGCGGACACGAGGUCCACGAAGGAGAGGCCCCCGUGUUGGACGAGGAGUUGGAAGCUGCUGGUGGCGCGGCCAGUGCGGUUGCCUUUGACGGGUCGAUGUCGAAGGAGCAGGUUGCGCGGGCAGUGGCCAAGGAGCGCGAGACGUUUGUCAAUGGGCUCUGCGGUGGCUACACGGCACUGCAUCGGGCGCUUGUCAACCAGCGGCUGGGCCUCUUGCAGCAGCUCUUUGUCUCGGGCGCGUCGCUGGUAUCGCGGACGGUGAUGUCGCCCGAGGGCGAUACGCCUCUUCACCUCGCAGCGCGCGAGUGCCCGAAGGCCAUUCCGGUGCUGCUGGAAGAGGCGCGGCGGCAGUCACUGACGGCGCUGCAGCUGGAUGUCAAGAACAGUGCAGGCAACACGCCAGUCCAUGUGGCGGUUGCAUCGGACGCGCCCGAGCUACGGGAUCUGCUGCAGUUCCCGUUCUCGCCAAAUGCGUUCAACAACAAGCUCCAGACGCCGCUCUCGAUUGCGAUUGAGACUGAAUCCGCAAUGGUCCAGCACUUGCUGGAAAACUCGGCCAAAGCGGACGUGCUGGUGCGUAAGGGCGACGACUCGUCCGACUCGAUGCCGGUCGGGCUCCUUCAUGUGGCACACGAGAAGCGGCGGCCUGAGCUGAUGAAGAUGCUGCUGGACAAGGGUGCCGAUGUGGUGUCGGUCAAUGCGGCCGGCGAGAACAUCCUGCAUGUGCUUGUCAAAGAGAAGAACAACGACAUGGGCUUCCUGCAGUCGCUCAUUGGGCGAAUUGGAACAGGCAUCAACGCGACGCCGCUGCACCUGGCGACGCUCCGCGGGCAUGCGCACAUUGCGGAGCAGCUUGUCCGGGUCAACUGCGGGCUCAACAUCCAAGACUACAAGAUGCGGACGGCGCUGCACAUUGCGGCGGAGCGUGCUGAUUUGGCGAUUGUGGCGUCGAUCCUGUCGACGCGCAAGGCCGAGCUGCAUUUGCAGGACAUGAAUGGGCGUGUGGCGUCGCAGCUGUUGUCCAAGACGCCUGCUGCGCGUGCGCUGAUGGCCGAGUACGCAUCGCUAUCGCCUCGGGCGCCGUACGCGCUCUCUGUCCGGCGGAUGUACGCCGCCGGAUCGAACGCGUUUGGAGAGCUUGGUCUGCCGCAGUCGGCCACGGAAGGCUCCGGGCCGGGCUCGUCUGGAGCCGGCGAAGCGCGCGGCGCGUCGCUGAGUCGGAACAAGUCGCGGCGGUGGGGCAAGGGCCCGAGCGUGGGGGCGCUCUCGCACGUCGAGUUCUUCCGGCGAAAGCGGGCGACGUUUGUGGCGACGGGCUCGUACACAACGCUUGUGGUGUUUGACUCGGGCGAGGUGUACACGUUCGGGUGGAACGAGCAGGGUGAUACCGGUUUUGAUGCCAGCGAGAACGUUGUGGAGAUGCCGCGGCUGAUGAAGGCACUGGAGGGGGUGCACAUUGUGACGGGCUCGAUGGGCUCGUCGUUUGGUGCAGUGGUCUCGGACGCCGGCGCUGUGUACACGUUUGGUGCUGACAAUGACGGGCAGCUCGGGCGGCCAUCGGGCUCAUCGAUGCCGUCGCCCGGAGGGGAGGUCGGGCUUGUAGCCGACCUGGUGGGUGAGCGGGUAGUGGAGAUCUCGUGCGGCGCAUCGAUGGCAGGUGUGGUGACGGACGGCGGUGAGCUGUUCACGUGGGGACGGGCGCGGGCGACCGGACGCGGGACGACUGCAGUUGUGCCACCGGGCAAGGCCCUCGGGUUUGUGCCCGAGGACCUUGUGGAGCGGUUCGAGACUUCGGGCACGCUGUCUGUGGCGAUCACGCGGCGGCUCGACACCGAGUUUUCGUUUGUGUACGCCGCUGGCGAAGACACGUACGGAGCGGUGGGCAUGGGCCGCGACGACUUUGUGGAGUCGGAGUUUACGCUCCUGCCGACGCACUCGGUGCCCGGGCUCAAGACGCAGCUGCUGGACGUGGCUGUGGGCCAGUGGCACGUCCUUCUCCUCACAGCCUCUGGUGAGGUUUACGCGUCUGGCACUGCAAUGUACGGGCAGAUUGGACUCGGGUCUGCGGCGUCUGUGGCGACGUUUACCAAGAUCAACCAUGGGCUCGACGAGCCAAUUGCAAAGAUUGACGCCGGCAGGUACCACUCGUCGGCGAUUUCGCGGAGCGGAGUGUGGUACUGCUGGGGCGACUCUGCAUACCGCAAGAACGGGCACAUUGCGGACGAGACAGUGUACGCACCGCGCAAGGUGGCGCUGACCGAGACGGAUGUGCUCGAGCAUGUGGCGUGCGGCGUCGAGUACACGCUGUACAUCAACUCUGCUGGCUCGCUGUUUGGCCUCGGCUACAACGACUACUCGUGCCUUGGCCUGGCCGGGGCGUACAAGUGGGCGACCGUGAGUCCGCCGGUGGAGGUGACGUCUGUCACCAUUGGACUGCCGUCUAUGAUGGCAGUUGGGCUCAACUUUACGGCGGUAGUGACCGAGAACGGCGGGCUCUUUACGUACGGCCACAACGAGUCUGGCCAGUGCGGGCGAAAGAGCAGCACACGGGUCGAUGUGGCGCGAGUGGGCAUCGGCGGGCGGCACGACCAAUUUGAGUACGUGGUCCAGGCUGUGACUGCUGGCGACUACCAUGUGGCCGUCAUCGAUGAAGUCAACGAUCUCUACACCAUGGGCCGCAACGCCGCUGGGCAGCUUGGGCGUGAGACCGAUGGUCUCUUUAGGCACGAGCUGGGCAAAGUCGAGUUCCCGCGGGUGCCGACCAAGGCGCGUGAGUCGUCAGCGAGUGUUGGUGGCGCCGCUGGAGCGGAAGGCGCGUCGGGUACGAGCGCCGAGCUGGUGGCCAAGUCGGCUGUGAUGACCAAGCCGGAUAAGGUGAAGGUGUUCCUUGUGUCUGCGUUUGCGGAUACGACUGUGGCGUACACGUCUGCGGGUCUCUUUGCAUGGGGCGCCAACGAUUCGGGCCAGCUCGGGAUCGGGUACAAGUCUGAGCGCGAGACCACGCCGAAGCUUGUGCAGCUCGAGCACACGGUGGUGCAGAUUGCCGGCUCGCGCAACAUCACGAUGUUCCUCACGGCGGAAGACGGUCUGUUUGUGACCGGCGAGGGCAAAGCACUUGGGCCGAUUGGGCCAACGUCGACGCCGCGGCGGGUGACCGUGGAGGACACUACCAUCAACGAGGAAAAGUCGGUGGUGUUUAUCGCUGCGGGCCCGCGGUUCUGUGCCGCGGUGACGUACGAUGGGCAGCUGUGGAUGGUAGGCGAUCUGGCAAGCUCGCGGACGUACACGCGUGUUGACUUGUAUGACCCGCUUGGGGCGUUUACGGUCAUCGAAGUCGCACCGUACGGCGACGGGCUUGUCUUUCUCACCGACUCGGGUGAGCUCCGCGAAGUGAUGGAGGUCUCAGAGGGCCCGUCUGCGGGCGAGGCUGUAGAGGCGCUGCUGGAGUCGGGCAAGGUGCUCACGUUUGGUACGGUCUCGUCGGAGCUGAAGACGGUGCUCGACAACGACGACGACGACCACCGGCAGGUGGUGCUCUCGAUGGCCGGCUCUGCGUCGCACCUGACGGUGUCAACGAUGCAGCUAACGCUAUGUGGUGAGCGGAUCAACAAGAACGAGUACAUGCCGCCGACGGUGCUCGUGCUGGGGCUCCCGCGGGGAACAAGCCAGGAGCUUGUGCGGAGCCGGUUCUCGAACUACGGCACGGUGGUCUCUGUCUCACUCCAGCUGUUCAAGCGGGCGGCGUUUGUAGGGAUGGAGUCACUGGCAGCAGCCGAGGCGGCGGCGGCGGCGAUGCACCUCAACUUUGUCGAGUUUGGCGAGCGGGUGGCGCGGGUCAAGGUCCGCGUCCUCCCCUCGUGUGCGCUCGAGUGCGAGGUUGCCGAGUCGCCGAUGCCUCGGUCGGACUUUUGGUACCGGUGGCGCGACGUGCGUGAGCUGCCGUUUUCGCGGUCCGACCUGCUGACAGAGCACCCGGAGCUGUCGUACGCGCUCUCGCCACUGCUGUUGUGCUCCAAGUGCACGCGCGACAAGGGCUUCAAGUACGCCAUCACCAAGCGGUCCAAGUGCCGCGAGCUCUCCCGCGACGAGGUGGCGAAGAAGGUGAACGAGUGCCAGGCGGCCGGCCGCAAGUACCUUGACGAUGCGUUCCUGCCGAGCGAGGCUGCGUUGUGGAACGAUCCGGACAAGCCUGGUGACCCGCACUACAUCACGUAUCCGUCGACGUGGCGCCGGCUGUCGGACUUGUUUGAGACGAUGCCUAACCCGCGUGUGUUUAUCGACGGUGCGGAGGGUGCCGACGUGGAGCAGGGCGGGAUUGGGACGUGCUACCUUUUGGGAUGCGUGGCGGUCCUUGCGACGAACCAAGAGUACAUUGAGAAGGUGUUCAUCAAGCCGUGGAACGUCGACGUGGGCAUUUACUCGCUCAUGUUCUCGCACAACAAGCUGUGGAAGUACGUCAUCAUCGACGACUACGUACCGUGCCUGGAGAGCACUCAGGGCGCAGAUCCGUGGGAGAACCCGCUGCCUGUCUAUGCGUGGUCAGCCGAUCGCAACGAGAUGUACGUCAUGCUCAUCGAGAAGGCAUACGCCAAGUUUAAGGGUUCGUACGAGGCCAUUGACGGCGGUGUCGACCGGUACGCCAUGGUGGAUUUGACCGGCGGCGUGUGCGAGGCGCUCAAGUUUGACGACCCGAAGAUCUCGCGAUCGCUCAAGACCGGUGCGUUCUGGGAGACGAUGGUACUGUACAAGGCGCAGAACAAGCUCAUGUCAUGCUACAUUGAGGACCUGAGUGCAGACAACGAGGAGCCGACGGAGCAAGGCUUGCUGAAGGGUCACGCGUACGCAAUCACGGGUGUGUGCGUGGUCGGGGCCAACCGUCUCCUGCAGAUCCGCAAUCCGCACGGGUCGACAACAUGGUCGGGCGCUUGGCACGACCUCAAGCAGGAGGUUGUGGGCGGCGACGUGGUUGACGACGGCCAGUUCUACAUGUCGUACAAUGACUUUAUCAAGGGCUUUACGGCGGUCGACGUGACGACGCUGCUUCCAGACUCGGACGACGUGGCGCUUCCGGGCGCGAGUCCCGGGUCGCGCGCGCACGACGCGGGUGGGCUGGAUGUCGAGGAUCUCGACACGCUCGAGCUCGCAGUCAAGGCGCUGUCGGGCGCGGUCGAGAACCUGCCGUAUGCCGAUGGAGCGCCGGCGUCGCUGGGCGCAGCAAGUACAGAGAGCUCGGGAACACCGUCGGGUGGAGUGACAGGCAACGCUGCGCCGCUGGCUGGCGGCGCGGCGCAGCCGGCAGUGGACGCGCUGACCGACAAGUUGCGGUCGAUGGCGGAGAAUCCGGCAGCGGACGCUGUGGUGGACCCGACGCUCGCGGCGGCGUGGAUGAUCGAUGGAACGGUGACAACGUCGUCUCUGGGCGGUGAGUCCGAGACGGCGUCGGGUGCACGGAAGCAGGUCUUCCGGCUCGACUGGGCCGAGGGCGAGUCGGGUUGCCGCAAGGCGUUUGCGCUCAAGCUUGGGCGCAAGGCGGCAGACGUGACGGUGGAGAUCCGGCAGCAGACUGCGGAUGAGUCGGCGAUCGACGGCAAGGCCGUGACGCUGCUUGUGUGUCGGUGGCGGACGGGUGUUGACUACUUUCCGGCCAACCGCGAGCGCGGGGCGGUGCUGGCGUCGGACCUGCGAACGGCAGACAUUGUGGACCGGAUCUUCCCUUCGCGGGCCACCAAGGCAUCGCUCUCGCUCUACCUUCCGCCUUCGAAGGACUACACAUACGUCAUUGUGCCAUCGCUGAUGUCGGCCGGUCCGCACACAGCGUUCCUCUCAAUCUUUACCUCGUCGACGGUCCGGGUUGAUCCGGUCCAGCUCGUCGAGUACUUGUGGGAUUCCAAGCCCGCCACAGAGAGAGACAUUGUGGAGGGGACCGGUCAGUUCUUUGUCUUCCGUGACGACGCCGUCGAGACCGACGAAGAGGACGAGUCGGGCGAGGAUCCGCUCGACGCCGAAAAGGCAGCGCUUCAGGAGGCGGCUGUCGGUCUGCCGGCAUCGCUGCAUCCGGUCACCGUCGGCGGUACCUCGUUUGCACCCGCCCGCGUCUCGCUUGAGCAGCUGGCGGCCGAGGCGGCGGCUGUGCCCCGAGCUGCCGCAGCUCCAGACAUUGUGCCCGGGCCAGUUGCAGGCGUGGCAUCGCCAAUCCCACACGGGCGACUUGCACCGCUCAACCCGUACGAAGCGCCAGCGCCGGCGCCAGCUGCUGUGCCUGGGUACGCGGCGCCGAGUCCGAGCUAUCCAGCAUACCAGGCCUACCCAGGCGCCCAAGGCUUCCAGGGCCAUCAAGUCUACCAGGGCUACCCGAGUCCGGGAUACGGCGGCCAGACGGUCGGCCAGGGCCAGGCUCCGGCUCCGGUCCAUGCGGGAGCGUACACAAGUCCACUUGUGGCCGGCGGACCGUCUGGCCUCGAGCCCCGCUAUGGUGGGAUGGUACCGGUGCGCGAGACACGGCCAUCGUCGACGGCAUCGUCGAUGUACAUGUCGCAAGCAUCGGAAGAGGUGUUCGGGGGCAUCUCGACCCGGGCACAGCCGAGCGGCCGCGGACAGGGACAUGUCGGCGGCGGAGGGCAGCUCCCGGCAUUGCCGCGGCGGCAGGGCGGCGUUGGCCGCGGCACAGAGGCUGGGUCGGCCGAACGCAGCCCGAUUCCGCGGCGUGGCGGCGGCGGAGGCGCACCGAGCCGACGCGACCGCGGGCGAGGCGCGGCGGCGCUGCCGCGGCUGCCGCGCGAGGCGAUGGCGGCGCGGGCGGCGCGGCGGACACCGCCUCGGCGGCCGCGGCGCGACAAUCCGUAG